CAUAAAAUCAGUUAAAUUAAUAUAUUUUGCCUUUGAAUAAAUUUUUCAUUAUACUUGUAUUCGCCUUAUCAUAGCAUUGACAAUAAUAAGCAAAGUAAAAAUAAAAUAGUAAUAUGGUAUGUAAAAAGCGCGUUACUAUUUCCAAAGCACAAAGACACGAUGGGCUUUAAAAUUAUACCAUAUCAAGCUAAUUCAAAUGAUACCGUAUGAUACUUUCUUAGUUGCAAGAUAUAUAAAAGAAAUAUAAAAAUGCUAGAGAGAGGUUAGAAAAAAAUCAAAUUCUGUCCUUAAAAUUUUGUUUCCCGAUACAAUUCGACCUUUUUUAUAUAUAAUAUAAACGCUUUUAAUAUAUAAUUAUUAUUCAAAUACGUUUAUACUUAGGUAGCUAAAAAUUGCAUUUUUUUCAGAUUUAGACGAAACCUUAAUACAUUCACAACAUGAUGCAAUGCCUAGAAACACUGUUAAACCAGGAACACCUCAUGAUUUUACUGUAAAAGUAACAAUAGAUCGACAUUUAGUUCGUUUUUUUGUGCAUAAACGCCCGCAUGUUGACUUUUUUCUGGAUGUGGUUUCACAAUGGUAUGAUUUAGUCAUAUUUACCGCUAGUAUGGAAAUUUAUGGAGCCGCCGUAGCUGACAAAUUGGAUAAUGGAAGAAAUAUAUUUCUAAGAAGAUAUUAUCGACAACAUUGUACACCGGAUUUUGGUUCAUACACAAAAGACUUAUCAGCAAUAUGCAGUGAUUUAAAUCGUGUAUUUAUAAUAGACAACUCUCCAGGUGCUUAUCGAUGUUUUCCAAAUAAUGCAAUUCCAAUAAAAAGUUGGUUUUCGGACCCUACAGAUGUAUCACUUUUAUCAUUGCUACCAAUUUUAGAUGGAUUAAGGUUUACAAACGACGUUAGAUCAGUUUUAUCUAGAAAUUUACAUUUACAUCGUUUAUGGUAGCAUAUUGGUUUGCUUUAAGUACAAAUAGGAAACUUUUUAUUAGAAAAUAAUUUUUUUAUUAAAAUAGUAAAUAUUUUUAUUUUUAUUUAAUCUAUGAAAUAUAGAAAAGUGUAAGGUAUAAUAAAAUUAUUACAAUUUGAAGUAACCAAG
Messenger RNA from Condylostylus longicornis, 1093 nucleotides. RefSeq names its product CTD nuclear envelope phosphatase 1 homolog. The transcript has a single exon. Gene Ontology annotation, molecular function: protein serine/threonine phosphatase activity. NCBI's taxonomy places the organism in Eukaryota, Metazoa, Arthropoda, Insecta, Diptera, Dolichopodidae. Bases 446 to 943 code for a protein of 165 amino acids. The record is from RefSeq and is a predicted model, not a curated record.